AAAGCCACGGGGCCCGGGCUGGGCUGGAGCUCCCGCCUCUCCGGGAUAGACGCACAGACCGCUGGAGCUGGACGUACAGACCCAACCUCACCCGACCCGACCGGCCGGGCAGGCGGGUGGUGAGCACAGGCAGUUGGCGGGGAACCUCACAGCUCCUGAGCAGCAGCAGGACAAAAAAGCUGGCGACUGACAGAGGCAGCUCAGGACGGACUUUCUGGCUACUGACCAUUUUGCUGUGCCUCACCCGGAUUCCGUGCAGCCUCAGGAUCAACCAUGAGCUCUGUGGCAGUUUUGACCCAAGAAAGCUUUGCCGAACAUCGAAGUGGGCUGGUUCCACAGCAGAUCAGAGUUGCCACUCUGAACUCAGAAGAGGAGAGCGACCCUCCUACCUACAAGGAUGCCUUCCCCCCGCUCCCUGAGAAAGCUGCCUGCCUGGAGAAUGCCCAGGAGCCGGCUGGGGCCUGGGGCAACAAGAUCCGGCCCAUCAAGGCUUCCGUCAUCACACAGGUGUUUCACGUGCCCCUGGAGGAAAGGAAAUACAAGGACAUGAACCAGUUUGGAGAAGGGGAACAAGCCAAGAUCUGCCUGGAGAUCAUGCAGAGGACGGGCGCUCACCUGGAACUGUCACUGGCCAAGGACCAGGGUCUUUCCAUCAUGGUCUCAGGGAAGCUGGACGCUGUCAUGAAGGCCCGCAAGGACAUCGUGGCUCGGCUGCAGACCCAGGCUUCGGCCACAGUUGCCAUUCCCAAGGAACACCAUCGCUUUGUCAUUGGCAAAAAUGGAGAGAAACUGCAAGACUUGGAGCUGAAAACUGCAACCAAAAUCCAGAUACCACGCCCAGAUGAUACCAGUAACCAGAUCCGGAUCACCGGCACCAAGGAGGGCAUUGACAAGGCUCGCCACGAAGUCCUGCUCAUCUCUGCUGAGCAGGACAAACGUGCAGUGGAGAGGCUGGAGGUGGAGAAGGCCUUCCACCCCUUCAUCGCGGGGCCGUACAACCGCCUCGUGGGUGAGAUCAUGCAGGAGACAGGCACACGCAUCAACAUCCCCCCACCAGGCGUCAACCGCACUGAAAUCGUCUUCACAGGCGAGAAGGAGCAGUUGGCUCAGGCUGUGGCUCGCAUCAAGAAGAUUUAUGAAGAGAAGAAAAAGAAAACCACGACCAUCGCAGUAGAGGUGAAGAAAUCACAGCACAAGUAUGUUAUCGGACCCAAAGGCAAUUCCCUGCAGGAGAUCCUGGAGAGGACGGGCGUGUCAGUGGAGAUCCCACCCUCAGACAGCGCCUCGGAGACUGUCAUUCUCCGGGGUGAGCCUGAGAAGCUAGGGCAGGCACUAACAGAAGUCUAUGCCAAGGCCAACAGCUUCACUGUCUCCUGCAUCUCUGCCCCUGCCUGGCUUCACCGCUUUAUCAUCGGCAAGAAAGGGCAGAACCUGGCCAAAAUCACACAGCAGAUGCCAAAGGUUCACAUCGAGUUCACGGAGGGUGAGGACAAGAUCACGCUGGAAGGCCCCACCGAGGAUGUGAAUGUGGCCCAGGAGCAGAUCGAAGCGAUGGUCAAAGAUCUGAUCAAUCGGAUGGACUACGUGGAGAUCAACAUCGACCACAAGUUCCACAGACACCUCAUUGGCAAGAGCGGAGCCAACAUCAACAGAAUCAAAGACCAGUACAAGGUGUCUGUGCGCAUCCCCCCUGACAGCGAGAAGAGCAGCCUGGUGCGCAUCGAGGGCGACCCCCAGGGUGUGCAGCAGGCCAAGCGGGAGCUGCUGGAGCUGGCCUCGCGCAUGGAGAAUGAGCGCACCAAGGAUCUAAUCAUUGAACAGAGAUUUCAUCGCACAAUCAUUGGGCAGAAGGGUGAACGGAUUCGUGAGAUUCGUGACAAAUUCCCAGAGGUCAUGAUCAACUUUCCAGACCCAGCACAGAAAAGUGACAUUGUCCAGCUCAGGGGGCCGAAGAACGAGGUGGAAAAGUGCACAAAGUACAUGCAGAAGAUGGUGGCGGACCUGGUAGAGAACAGCUAUUCCAUCUCCGUUCCCAUCUUCAAGCAGUUCCACAAGAAUAUUAUUGGGAAGGGAGGCGCAAACAUUAAAAAGAUCCGCGAAGAGAGUAACACCAAAAUCGACCUUCCAGCUGAGAACAGCAACUCUGAGACCAUUGUCAUCACUGGCAAGAGGGCCAAUUGCGAGGCUGCCCGGAGCCGCAUCCUGUCCAUCCAAAAAGACUUGGCCAACAUCGCUGAACUGGAGGUGUCCAUUCCCGCACGGCUGCACAACUCUCUCAUUGGCACCAAGGGCCGCCUCAUCCGUUCCAUCAUGGAAGAGUGUGGCGGAGUACACAUCCACUUCCCUGUGGAGGGCUCCGGUAGUGACACGGUCGUCAUCAGGGGCCCCGCAUCUGACGUGGAGAAGGCCAAGAGGCAGCUGCUACACCUGGCGGAAGAGAAGCAAACCAAGAGCUUCACCGUCGACAUCCGGGCCAAGCCAGAGUACCACAAGUUCCUCAUCGGCAAGGGUGGCGGCAAGAUCCGCAAAGUGCGGGAUAGCACAGGCGCCCGCAUCAUCUUCCCUACGGCCGAGGACAAGGACCAGGACCUCAUCACCAUCGUGGGCAAGGAGGAAGCUGUCCGGGAGGCCCAGAAGGAGCUAGAGGCGCUGAUCCAGAACCUGGACAAUGUGGUAGAGGACUCCAUGCUGGUGGACCCCAAGCACCACCGCCACUUCGUCAUCCGGAGAGGCCAGGUGCUCCGGGAGAUCGCGGACGAGUACGGUGGGGUGAUGGUGAGCUUCCCACGCUCAGGCACCCAGAGCGACAAGGUCACCCUCAAGGGCGCCAAGGAUUGUGUGGAAGCGGCCAAGAAGCGCAUCCAGGAGAUCAUCGAGGACCUGGAAGCCCAGGUGACCUUGGAGUGUGCCAUUCCCCAGAGGUUCCACCGCUCUGUCAUGGGCCCCAAAGGGUGCAGAAUCCAGCAGAUCACACGGGACUAUAAUGUGCAGAUUAAGUUCCCAGACAGAGAGGAAAACCCAGUGCCCAGCAUGGAGCCAGCCAUCCAGGAGAACGGUGAUGAUACCGGGGGUGGACGAGAAGCCAGAGAGGCCGAGCCUGGCUCUCCCCGGCGCUGUGACGUCAUCCUCAUCUCCGGGCGCAAAGAAAAGUGUGAGGCUGCCAAGGAAGCUCUUGAGGCGCUGGUUCCUGUCACCAUCGAAGUGGAGGUACCCUUUGACCUCCACCGGUACAUCAUUGGGCAGAAGGGCAGCGGGAUCCGGAAGAUGAUGGACGAGUUUGAGGUGAACAUCCACGUGCCAGCACCUGAGCUACAGUCGGACAGUGUUGCCAUCACUGGCCUCGCCGCCCAUUUGGACCGGGCCAAGGCGGGGCUGCUGGAGCGCGUGAAGGAGCUGCAGGCUGAGCAGGAAGACCGGGCUCUGAGGAGUUUCAAGCUGAGUGUCACUGUAGACCCCAAGUACCACCCCAAGAUCAUAGGCCGGAAGGGGGCAGUGAUCACACAAAUUCGCCUGGAGCAUGAUGUGAACAUCCAGUUUCCUGACAAGGACGAUGGGAGCCAGCCCCAGGACCAGAUCACCAUCACAGGCUAUGAGAAGAACACAGAGGCUGCCCGAGAAGCCAUCCUGAAGAUUGUGGGUGAGCUCGAGCAGAUGGUCUCUGAGGACGUGCAGCUGGACCACCGUGUUCAUGCCCGCAUCAUCGGGGCACGUGGCAAGGCCAUCCGCAAGAUCAUGGAUGAGUUCAAGGUGGACAUCCGCUUCCCCCAGAGUGGUGCCCCGGACCCCAAUUGCGUCACCGUGACGGGGCUCCCAGAAAACGUGGAGGAGGCCAUUGACCACAUCCUCAACCUGGAGGAGGAAUAUCUGGCAGAUGUGGUGGACAGUGAGGCUCUGCAGGUGUACCUGAAGCCCCCGGCUCACGAGGAGUCCAAGGCACCCUCCAAGGGCUUUGUGGUGCGAGACGCCCCCUGGACCGCCAGCAACAGCGAGAAGGCUCCGGACAUGAGCAGCUCAGAGGAAUUCCCCAGCUUUGGGGCUCAGGUGGCUCCCAAGACCCUGCCCUGGGGCCCCAAGCGAUAAUGAUUAGAAUGUGGACCUCUCAGCCUGCUGACCCAGCCCCACACCACAGCGGCCGUCGCAGCGAUCCAACCCAGCGGCUGCCCCCCGAAAAUUGUUGAAGCCCCUCCCCGAGGUCUCACAGUGACGCCACCUGGCUCAGGGCUGGCACUGGCUGUGAACACUAAUGGGCCCGGCCAUGCCACCAUGCACACGCCCUCUCGGUCCACCCAGCAUGUCUGCCAGGCCUGCCUCCAUACCACACGGGGGCGCCGCAGCUGUGGUCCAGUCCACUUCCUGUGUCAUGACCUCAGGAAAUAAAUUUCCUUGACUUUAUGAAAAGCCAAAA
Messenger RNA from Suncus etruscus (white-toothed pygmy shrew), 4405 nucleotides. RefSeq names its product high density lipoprotein binding protein (gene HDLBP). The transcript has 29 exons. The record is from RefSeq and is a predicted model, not a curated record. NCBI's taxonomy places the organism in Eukaryota, Metazoa, Chordata, Mammalia, Eulipotyphla, Soricidae. Gene Ontology annotation, cellular component: nucleus; cytoplasm. Gene Ontology annotation, molecular function: mRNA binding. Bases 274 to 4080 code for a protein of 1268 amino acids.